AUGGUCGAAGGAUUGGUGGGUGCAAAUCCAAAUAAUUUUAAUUAAAGAAAUUAUUAUUGUUCCUAAUAAGAUAGAAUUAAUCAAUUAAAACAUAAUUUUACAAUAGAUGAUUAAAGUCCUAUGACGUAUGUAAAUUUUAGAAGCAAAAUUAGUUCCUUUCCGAUUGGAAACAAAAUAAUUAAUGAGAAUUUGAUAAAUAUUGACAAAUUAAAGAAAAUUUUGUAAAAAUGUAUUACUAAUUCUAAAUGUUAAGAGGUUCCAAGUGCAUCUUAUUCAAUAUUCAAAGAAUUUGUAUUUUUGUUGUAAAAAGUAAGCGAUUUAGAAUAUGAACCGGAAAAUAAAUAAAUGUAUGUUAAUUAACAGCUUAAAGAAAUUGAAAAUAAAUUAAAAGGAUAUAAAACUCAUAAAUAGAAAAAUGAUUAGAUGACAAAUCAGUUAUCAAAGUUAUUGAGCGGAUUAUGA
Messenger RNA from Paramecium tetraurelia, 462 nucleotides. RefSeq lists its product as uncharacterized. The transcript has 3 exons. The record is from RefSeq and is a predicted model, not a curated record. NCBI's taxonomy places the organism in Eukaryota, Ciliophora, Oligohymenophorea, Peniculida, Parameciidae.